Messenger RNA from Penicillium griseofulvum, 1923 nucleotides. RefSeq names its product Lipase, class 3. The record is from RefSeq and is a predicted model, not a curated record. The transcript has 7 exons. NCBI's taxonomy places the organism in Eukaryota, Fungi, Ascomycota, Eurotiomycetes, Eurotiales, Aspergillaceae. Bases 1 to 1923 code for a protein of 640 amino acids. Gene Ontology annotation, biological process: lipid catabolic process.
AUGCUUCGUCUUGGUCAGCUUUGGGGUACCGCUGCUCUUGCGGCGUUGGCAGUUGCUGCUCCUUCUCAACCUAUUCGUCGAGAUGUGUCGGCUGACUUGCUUGGUCAAUUGACUCUAUACUCUCAAUGGGCCGGGGCUUCAUACUGCACGAACAACAACAACUCAACCGGCAAUGCGCUAUCUUGUGCGGAAGGCAACUGCCCAUUAGUAGAGGCCGCUGACACCCUCACUCUAUAUGAGUUUGAUAAGAAAUGCAGCUAUGGAGAUGUUGCCGGCUUCCUCGCAGUGGACAAAACGAACAAGCUACUUGUCGUCUCCUUCCGAGGUAGUCGCUCACUAAGCACCUGGCUUGCGAACAUUGACUUUGGCUUGGACGAUUCCACUGGCAUAUGCAGCGGCUGCGAAGUCCACGGCGGAUUCUGGGAUUCUUGGAAGACUGUUGCGGACGAUCUGACAGCCAAGAUCAAAGCCGCCCAGACAACAUACCCGGGCCACACUCUCAUCGUGACAGGCCACAGCUUUGGCGCAGCUAUUGCCUCUGUGGGAGGUACUGUUCUUCGAAAUGCAGGAUUUGAUCCCCAGGUGUACUCCUACGCCUCCCCACGACUGGGCAAUAAAGCUUUUGCUCAAUAUAUGACAGAUCAGGGUAGUCUCUGGCGAGUCACACAUACAGCUGAUCUGGUGCCUAAGCUGCCACCUGCGUUCGCUGGGUUUAGCCACUCAAGUCCCGAGUACUGGAUUACUAGUGACGACCAGGCAACAGUGACCACGUCUGAUAUUGAUGUCAUUGAAGGUGUUGGUUCGAAGGCUGGAAAUGCUGGAACAUCGAAAGCGGAUACUGAGGCACAUAAUUGGUACUUGGGACAUAUUGAUGCAUGCCAACUGCCCUCCAACCUGACCAUGUUGUUCGCUCCUAGUGGGCCUCAGGGCCCCCGACGUCGCAGUCGGAUGAAGGCCAUCUUCCUUACCAUAUUCAUCGUCUUUGCUCUGUACUUUUUAUUCUUUUCGACAACCGCAAAAUCUCCCGUGAAGGUGAAGACUGAAGCAGGCAGCUAUGCGCAGAAACAUGGAUCGGCGAAACAAACAGGCGAGCUGGCUCGUCCUGUACGGAAACAAAAGGAUAUGAUCGUGGCUAGCAUGAAAAAUGAUGACACCUCAUGGCUAUCAGAAUACUUCCCCGACUGGACGAAAAGUAUCUACGUGGUGGAUGACAAGCACGCGCCAUUGACGGUUACACGCAACAAAGGCCGGGAGUCGAUGGUAUACUUGACAUACAUCAUCGACAAUUACAAUAACCUACCGGACACGAUGCUCUUCAUUCACUCCAAACGCUACCAAUGGCACAAUGACGACCCAUACUACGAUGGUAUCCCACCACUCCAGAACUUCCAGAUCCCAUACCUACAAGAGCAAGGAUAUGUCAACCUACGAUGUGUUUGGACCCUUGGAUGUCCGGCAGAAAUCCGUCCUCUCACCGAUACGCACCGCAGCGAUGUACAUGCAGGAGAAUACUUCAAGAAUGGGUUCAUGGAGCUAUUCCCUGGGGUCCCAAUCCCAGAGGAGGUAGGCGUAUCAUGCUGCGCACAAUUCGGUGUGUCCCGUGCCAAGGUGCUGGAACGGCCGCGUAGUGACUACGAGCGAUUCCGCACAUGGCUGAUGGACACGCCGCUAGGGGAUGAUUUGAGUGGACGAAUUAUGGAAUAUUCAUGGCACAUGAUAUUUGGAAAAGACCCUGUGCAUUGCCCCAAUGCAAAGGAAUGUUACUGUAAAGUAUUUGGACUGUGUGAUCUGACCUGCCCAUGGGAAGGUGGCUGUGAUGAUCGCUAUUCUCUGCCACCAUUCUCCUCGCUGCCAAAGGGGUGGCCGAAUAUUGGAUGGAAGGGCCAACCACAAGACACUACACACGGAUUACCGGAAACUUGA